Molecule: messenger RNA, 7016 nt
Organism: Panicum virgatum (switchgrass)
Lineage: Eukaryota; Viridiplantae; Streptophyta; Magnoliopsida; Poales; Poaceae
Product: AT-rich interactive domain-containing protein 1A-like
Exons: 9
Coding region: 313-3687 (1124 amino acids)
Source: RefSeq, a predicted model, not a curated record
GCCCAGAGUCGCAUCGCACAGACCAGGGAGGGAGGAGAGGUGGCAGCGAGCCAGCGAGAGGGACAAAACCCUUCCCCGUCGCCGUCCGCCUCGCGCCGCCGGCGAUCCAGCCCGCCGGGAUCGGCUCCGAGGUCGUUCUACACCGACCCGUCCUCCCCGCCCCGGCGGAGAUCCGGGCCGCUGGAGACGCCCCCGGUCUAGGGUCGAGGUUCGCUGCCCCCACCGCCGCCUCCGGCCCAGGGUUUUGGAGCUGCCGGGUCUCGAAUCGCGGAGGCUUGACAUUUGACUGGCAGAAUUUAGCAAGUUUUAGCAAUGGGUUUUGAUAAUGAGUGUAUCUCGAAUAUUCAAUCCCUUCCUGGUGAAUAUUUCUGCCCUGUUUGCCGGACACUCAUAUAUCCCAAUGAGGCUGUACAAACUCAGUGCACACAUCUCUAUUGCAAACCGUGCUUGUCUUAUGUUGUGGCAACCACCAAAGCUUGCCCUUAUGAUGGCUACUUGGUGACAGAAGCUGAUUCCAAGCCUCUGAUGGAAUCAAAUAAAACCCUUGCUGAGACAAUUGGCAAAGUCACAGUCCAUUGCCUGUAUCAUAAGAGUGGCUGCCAAUGGUAUGGAACGCUAUCUGCAUGUGUCACACAUGGUACUACCUGUGCAUAUGGGAACUCCCCUGUUAUUUGUAAUCGAUGUGGGACACAAAUCGUGCAUCGCCAAGUGCAAGAGCAUGCUCAACUCUGCCACGGCUUACAAUCUCAAACUCAACAAGCUGAUGGUACUCAGGCACAGCCAGUAGCAGCAACUCAGGCAGUUACCCAAGAUCCAUCACCUGCUGCAGCUACAGCCACAACCCUGCCAUUUUCAAGUACAGCCACAGCUGCAACAGAUUCUGCAUCAGCAACAGGAGGGGCAGCUGCACCAGGUUCUGCUUCACAAACUCCAACAGCUCAGCAGUCUUACCAGCAACAGCAGCUCCAAUACUCACAGUACUACCAGCAGCAGCACCCUGGAAGCAACCCUUACAUGCAGCAAUAUCAACAGUAUGGCCAAUACCAGCAGGUGUAUCAGCAAUAUCCGCAACCUCCUUUGCAAGCACUGUCCCAGAACAUGAUGCAUGGAUCUGCACAACUUGCUUCAUAUGUUCAGCCUCAAGUGCAGUCCACCCAGUCACAGUACGUGAUGCCAUCCCAACCCCAAAGUCAGGCCCAGCUCCAACCAUCGACAGGUCAUCCACAGCUACAGCAGCAUCCAGUUCAAUCCCAACCCCAAAGUCAGGCCCAUCUUCCCCAUCUUCAAGUACCUGCAGGUCAGUCGCAGCCUCAUCAACCAAUUCAGCCAGCCCUUCAAGUUCCACAACUGCAACCACAAAGUCAGGUAGCUCUCCAAGUGUCUGCUCCCCAAGUACAACCUGCAGCACAUACACCAGCUCCUACUCCAGUUGGUAAUCAGCAAUUUGCUAAUACCUCUACGCAGGCAAUGACUCCUCAUGUGCAACCACAUGUACAAGCCCAACCUCCACAACAGCAACAACAUGCACACCUGCAUGCUUUACCUCCACAGCAAAAUCUUCAACCUCAGAUGCAGCUAAACUCUCAAGCCCAGCUCGAAACUCCACAAGUGUCGCAGCAAUCUUACCCACAACCUCAGGCCUAUGCUCAGCAAACACAUCAUAUGCAUCCACAGAAUGCUUCAUACCCACAGCAGCAAAUGCCACAUGGUACUCUAUUGCAACAAACUGUUCAUGCGUCCCACCAACAAGCACCUAUUUCUCAGCAUCCUGCACUGAUGCGCCCUCCAUUGCCAGGCCAACAGCCAGGUAUGCUGCCUCCUCAGGGAGUCCAACAUGCAACACAAAAUCAACAGCAUGUUGGGUACUAUGCGCAGUGGCCACCUAUGUAUUCUAAUAUCCCUUCCCAGGCACCUCAGCAAGGAUUGUCUCCACACUCAUCUGUUUCCUCACAAUCAGUUCAACCAUACCAGCAAGGAAUGCCCUUAUCACAACAGCAGGUGCAUUCUCAACCUGGUCAGCCUUAUACACAACAGCAUGUUCCUGGCAAUACUGGACAUCAUGUUCAAACUUCAGCUGGCAGACCUGCGAGUCAUCUUGCACCGCCACAGCAAUUUCAACAUCAACAGCCAACAACACAUAGAACUGAGUCACCUGCUGCUGGAAAACCUAUUGGGCAGGGUUCUUUAGAUCUCGAAACACAUGCUUCAAAAUCAGGGAAGUCAGAAAACACGAGUAAUGCUGUUGAUAAUACUGCUGUUAGUGAAAAUAAAAAUAAUGGUGCUGAAUCAGCUGUCAUGAGACCUACAAUGACACAGUCAUUUGGUGAUGAAAACAUGAACAAACAUAAUAGUUUUGGUGGUGUUAGAAAAGAUGUAGGGCAAACUGGUAUUGCAUCGCACGGUGUAGAUGGUUCAAUUGGUAGGGAUGGAAUUUCAGACCGGGCAUGCAAUUUUCAUGGUCCAGUUACACAGGGAGGUAAAGAUCAUAAGACUGAAGAUGCAUCUACUAAUCAUGGGAAAGGAGGAUCAUUUAAGCAGAUUUCACAGAAAAAUGCAGGGCCACUGGGCUCCUAUGUGUCCCCAGGCAUGGGACCACAACAUCCAUCUGGACCGGAUAGAAUGCUCCCUCAGCACAUGAUGCCUCCUGGUCAUAAGCAUGGUUUCUCUGAAAAUAUUCGGCCUCCAUUGCAGCAACCGUAUGGUUUGUUCCAUUCUGGAAUGACACCAAGGCCAUCUGGAGAGAACCAGAUUCAGAUGCCAAUGUCACAGUCUGGGGGUAUUGAUGGUAUGAUUCGGCCGCACAUGGUUGGCUCGUUAGCUGGUCAUCAUGACGCAAUGCUGCCUCCUUUUGUUGAAAAUUUGGGCCAUCCACCUGUAAGUGGAAGACAUGAAGAGUUGUUCAACACUUCAGGGGAACAUCUCAGGUCACGUGCAGCAUAUCCUGGUAGACAUGACAAUAUGGAAGAUGGUCUAAAGCAAUUUCCAGGGCCAGCCCAUCUGGAUGGUCAGGGCCUGCAAAGUGGUUCUAGAGCUUUUGAGAGAGGUUUAGAUAGACCUGAUGGUUUCCUUGAUUCAUUACCAGGAAGGCCUCCAUUUCCAAACCAGAGAAGUCCAUUUCCUGUAGGCUUGCAUGAGGAUUUUUCAAGGAAACCAAAUGCUACUGUCGGUCACCCUGCACCUGGUGCAGAAUUUGAUCAUCACAGGACUGAUGGAAUGCCUAUUUUCAGAAACCCAGGUGCAUUACAAGGGAUGAGUGGUGGUCCUCAUGGUCCCCGAAAAGACCAGUUUGGAUCUGGUACCCUUCCUGGGAAUUUACAACAUUCUUUUGGGGGUCCAGAGUUCCCUCCUACUCGUUUCAACCAUGGUCACAUGCAUCCAGGUGAUCCUAAUCUUGUUGCUGACUAUGGGCAUCAUGGUUUUCCAACAGAAUCAGCGCACUUUGGUUUGGCUGGACCCUUUAUAAACAGGAAUGUUGGUUGGUGCAGAAUAUGCAUGUUUAACUGUGGGAGUGCAGAGAACUUGGAUCUGCAUGUACAGACAAUGGAACAUCAACAAUGUGCGAUGGACAUUGUCCUGAAAAUGAAGCAAGAUGUUGCAAAGAGGCAAAAGCUGAAUUAUGGAGGUGCCAAGUCAUUCCACAACAAAAAGGUAGCUGGGAAGGGGCACUUUCGUGGAAAUAGGCGUUAGCUGGUUCAGCGCUUGAUGUGAUUUUGAAGGUUGCUGCUGAUGCUUAUGGACGUUUUAAAGGCAAAUGAGGAUUGAGAUCUCUUCAGACUUGUUGUUCAUGCAGUUCAGCACAUUUGAAGUGGAACUUGUAAUGGUCCCAAACUUUUGUUGCCAUGUUGGUCUGUAGAGUUCACAUGCCUUUAUGGUUUCUGUGGUUACCAUUUUGGAUGUUCUUGGAAUGGUUAAAUUGCUAGUAUCUUUUACUCUGCUAUAUGUGUGAUAAUACAUAACUACUGCAUCUUUCAACUAGACUCUGUUUUCAUAUGAUGGCAACUUCAUACUAGUACACCACACUGAAAAUUUUGCAAAAAGAUUGGUAAUUGAACUAAUAUUCAGACAGCCAUAAAAUGGAAAAAUUUUGUUGGAAAUUUUUGAUAAGGCGCUUAUGGAAAAUUGUUUCUAGUGCUUCCAGUGUCUGAAAUUUUGACUAGUUUUGCAUAGAUUAGAUCUCAAAACCUGAAUCAUAUAAUUUUAAGGAUUGAAUGCUGUAUACUUUCUUAAUGAAUUACUUAUCACAGAAUCAGCUGUUGCCAAAAAAAGGAGGACAAUCUGCUGCAAUCCUGGUUAAAACGUGGACUAGAGCUAUUGACAUGUCUAUGUCAUUGCACAACAACAAUAUACCUGCUCCAAACCUCCAAGCAAUAGUCUCAUUGAAAUUGUUACUUAUUCUUUUUGCCCGUGAGGGCAUCCCUUAGUGUUAAAGGACGCUUGGAAUGGUAGAAGGAAACACAAAUAUGAAUAGGUUUGAGCUGGGACUUGGGGUGGGGGCACUGUAAGAGAGAAUUGAUGAUGUCUGAUUGAAAUCAAAUUCGGAACCUGCACAUGCGGGUUAUGCUAUAAUGUUCAUGAAAGAGAGGAUAGAAGAAAAAUAUAUGCUUGGUUUUCAUAAGAAUACUGGUGAGUGAAUCAUGUAUGCAGAGCUUACCCAUACCAAUGCUGGAGUUUUUGUGUCCCUUCUAGUUGGUUAGUUCCUGGAGGUAGUGAUGGGUUUGAGUAUUAGGUUUUGGGUUCAGAAUGGGAUCUCACUAGAAUCCUAUGGACACUAAAUGCUAUGAAUGAAAUACUUAAGUUUGUAAUUAAUUCCAGCAGGACACAUGACUUGUUCAGUUAUGUUGAUGUGAUUGUUCACAUGUGAUAUAUUUUGCUGCUGGUGGCCUCUUUUUCUAGAUCGUUUCUUCCGUGGCGAUCAUUAAAUCAUUUGUCUUUGCUGUUUGUUUGCUAAGCAGAAACUGGAAAGUGUAGGAUAAUUUCCAGCCGAGGGCUCUUCUGUCAUACUUGCAUGCUUUCCUAAUGAUGGUUACGAUGGCAUGGUUUCCUAACGAUGGUAAGGAUGACAUGCUUUGAUAAUGAUGGUAAGGAAAGAUAUGUAUUGAGCUUUUGUUACCAUGCACUUUGAACUUUUGGCAAGAGUUUUCUGUUGUAGAUUAUGGCUGAAGUACUUAAGCCAGUGUAUUGCCUGUCAAUUUCUUGGACACUAAUGGCUGCACUUUAUGUACUUGUGUGAGGCCAUCCUAAACUGCUAUGCUUGUAUGAUUUAUAUUAAACAAAAUGAUAUAUGUUUAUCUGUAGAUGUAUUUCUGUAUACACUAACUAGUUUAUAUAUGCUCAUUCCAUGGUAAGGAGUGACAGAAGGACUUGCUUAAACUUUUAAUGAGUGCCGAUUUGUUCUAGUGUGUCCCAGUGUAUCAUUUGAUCACUUUGCAGCCUUUAGUUAGCUUGACCCCCCCCCCCCCCCCCCCCCCCAACAUCAACAUCAUCAACAAAGCCUUUUAAUCCCAAGCAAGUUGGGGUAGGCUAGAGUUGAAACCCAACAAAGACCAUUAUUCAUGGUUCUGGCACAUGAAUCGCGGCUUUCCAAGGACAAAUCUCUAGGUAUACUCCAGUCUUUCAAGUCUCUUCUAAUUGUUUCUUCCCAUGUCUCUAGGUAUAAACAAGUUAGCUUUACCCCCUCCCCCCCCCCCCCCAAAAAAAAAAAAAAAAGGUUGGAAUCAAUUUUCCCAAACUCGUGCUUAUGGGUUUAUCCAAACUACCCAGUAGGUAGCCCGCACGUGCAGCUUCUUUGACAUGAUUUACUGUGAUUUCAUAGAAGUGUAGUCAGACUUUAAGGUUAUUUAGCAAGUUGAUUGUAUUGCUCAGAACAACUGAAAUCUUAAGGUUAUUUAGCAUGUUGAUUGUAUUGCUCAGAACAACUUAAAGCUUUCUGAUUGUAGCUGCUAUAGUUUGGAUAUCAUCAAGCUAUUGAAAAGGCCCCAUCCUUUCCCUUUUGCUGCAUGCAUGAUUUGGUGAUCAGCUGCCUGCAAAUGAAUUGUGCAGAGAUUUACUCCCUUUGCUUGCAAAUAUGUUUUGCUUGAAUCCAUUAAGAUGACCACCUACAGGCAGAUAUGAAAAAGUCUGAUUAGAUAUGUGGUUGAUUAUCAUGAUAACUUAGCAAUCGGCACGCUGAACUAUGGGUUCACCAAUGUUUUGGUGUACAGAAUGGUGUGAAAUUUUGAAAACCUUGCUGGCUGAAUUUCCAUUCAAUUUCUGUCCAGUUUUGAACUAAAAGACUGGUCUGUUAUAAUCUUUUAGUUUGAAGCUGAUGCACAUUUGAUCUUUUAGGUGCAGACUGGAACUAAAAGAAAACUAGUGGUAAGCACUGGUAUAGACUUAGAGCUAAAUACAAGCAUUUGGUGUAGUAGAUAUUCUAAGGAGGUUUAGAAGGCAUUAUGUUGGGAGCGUUGCCAUUGGUUUUCUUGAACCUGGGCUCCCUCCUGUUUAGAUUCGAACUGUAGGAUGGCUGGGUGCUGGUGCCAUUUGUCACUAGUGCCAACAGUAUUAAGGAAUAAUUUAUGUUGCAACGUUAGUGUAUCAAUUUUGAUACAAUAUUAACCUGUAGGACAAUUAUCCUCCAGUGAAUUCUAUGUACUAACAAUUGGCAACUUAGUGAUCUUGUUUGUUGUUCCAUAUCAAUACAGAUCUAUGUUUCUUUGGCAUCUAUUUUGUUUUGUGUUACUUCUUUGGGAUUCUUGUAGCAACUCAACUGAUGCGGAUGGAAGUGCCUGCCUACCCACUGCGUUGAUCCAACUGACUGCCUUUGCUCAUUUUCUGCCUGCAUCCGAUGUUUUUGACUCCACUGCACGUCAUAUUCCGGAUGCUGAGUUCUUUGAUGUAAAAUGCCGUGUUUAUAACACCCAACAAUGUAAACAAAUUUUUAAUGGAUUAAAACUUCAUUUUUGAUGAUGUGUGCCUGCUAAUUAAUGUUACCUGCCGAUGUAAAAAUAUAUUCUUGUAAUGUAUUUUAAACAUUUCUA